UGAGGUCCCUGUGGGUGUGGCAAGAGGAAGAAUGACUGGUUGCUUCGUGGUUCUUGAUCCGGAACUUGUAGUCCGGGCACCCCGGAAGAGAUAGCUGGCGCGGAAGACGCGUGGUAGCUCUCUAGAAGCGAAGAACAGGGAAGGCGCGAGUUGGAAGAAGAGUUGUUUUAGAUGCCUUCCAAAUCUUUGGUCAUGGAAUAUUUGGCUCAUCCUGGUGCUUUCACCUUGGCUGCUGGAGUUGCUUGUGGUAUGUGCCUGGGCUGGGGCCUCCGAGUACGUUUUGGGAUGCUUUCCAAAGGCUUGACGAGCAAGACAGACACAGAGACAGGCACUGAAGCAAGCAUCUUAGGAGAAAAUGGGGAGUACAAAAUGAUUCUUGUGGUUCGAACCGACUUAAAGAUGGGAAAAGGAAAAGUGGCUGCCCAGUGCUCUCAUGCUGCUGUUUCUGCCUACAAGCAAAUUCAAAGGAAAAACCCUGAAGUGCUCAAACAGUGGGAAUAUUGUGGCCAGCCCAAAGUGGUGGUCAAAGCUCCUGAUGAAGAAACCCUGGUUGAGUUAUUGACCCAUGCAAAGAUGCUGGGACUGACUGUAAGUUUAAUCCAAGAUGCUGGACGUACUCAGAUUGCACCAGGCUCUCGAACUGUCCUAGGAAUUGGGCCAGGACCAGCAGACUUAAUUGACAAAGUCACUGGUCACCUAAAACUUUACUAGAAGGACUUUAUGAUGACAAUUCCUCUAUCACAUGUGCUUGAUGCCUGUCAAAUUUUAACAAUAAAAGCUGAAUUCUUCCCUCAAUUUAAAUAUUCUUGAGAUGAAAAUAAAGCCCAUUC
Molecule: messenger RNA, 830 nt
Organism: Otolemur garnettii (small-eared galago)
Lineage: Eukaryota; Metazoa; Chordata; Mammalia; Primates; Galagidae
Gene: PTRH2
Product: peptidyl-tRNA hydrolase 2
Exons: 2
Coding region: 172-711 (179 amino acids)
Biological process (GO): negative regulation of anoikis; positive regulation of anoikis
Cellular component (GO): cytosol; mitochondrion
Molecular function (GO): peptidyl-tRNA hydrolase activity
Source: RefSeq, a predicted model, not a curated record